Tarenaya hassleriana is the source of this 2154-nucleotide messenger RNA. Its product is annotated as calcium-dependent protein kinase 13. Gene Ontology annotation, biological process: protein autophosphorylation; intracellular signal transduction; peptidyl-serine phosphorylation. The record is from RefSeq and is a predicted model, not a curated record. Gene Ontology annotation, cellular component: nucleus; cytoplasm. NCBI's taxonomy places the organism in Eukaryota, Viridiplantae, Streptophyta, Magnoliopsida, Brassicales, Cleomaceae. Gene Ontology annotation, molecular function: calcium ion binding; ATP binding; calcium/calmodulin-dependent protein kinase activity. Bases 223 to 1809 code for a protein of 528 amino acids. The transcript is spliced from 7 exons.
CAGUGAGCUUUGUUCUCAAGCUGCUCCUCUUCACCGUACAAUUCUUCGAUUUAAUCUCUCCCUCUCUCCCUUCCUCUCUAGCUUCCUAGAUUCACUGCUUGGAUUCCGAUGUCAGAAUGUGAAACCCUAGCUUUACCGAAUUUGAGUUAGGGUUUUGCUGAGAGAUCCGUUGUCUGUGUUUUUGUAACUGUUCGUGGCCGAUAAGCGGCGGAGCUGCCAGAGAUGGGAAACUGCUGCAGAUCUCCGGCGGCGGUCGCUAGAGAGGACGUCAAAUCGAACUUUUCCGGUCAUGAUCAUGGUCGGAAAGAUGCCGGAGGCGGUAAAAAGUCGGCGCCGAUUCGGGUUCUCACCGAUGUCCCCAAGGAGAACAUCGAGGAACGGUACUUGGUGGACCGAGAGCUGGGUCGCGGCGAGUUCGGCGUCACCUACCUCUGCAUCGAGCGCUCGACGCGCGAGCUGCUUGCCUGCAAGUCGAUCUCGAAGCGGAAGCUGAGAACCGCCGUGGAUAUAGAGGACGUGAGGAGGGAGGUCGCGAUAAUGAAGCAUCUGCCGAAGAGCUCGAGCAUUGUCACUCUGAAGGAAGCUUGUGAGGACGAAAAUGCGGUGCAUUUGGUGAUGGAGCUCUGCGAAGGAGGUGAGCUCUUCGAUCGGAUAGUGGCGAGGGGGCAUUACACGGAACGUGCGGCUGCGGCCGUGACUAGGACGAUCGUUGAGGUCGUGCAGCUUUGCCACAAACAUGGCGUCAUUCACAGAGAUUUGAAGCCGGAGAAUUUCUUGUUCGCCAACAAGAAGGAGAACUCGCCGCUUAAAGCCAUCGAUUUCGGCUUAUCGAUAUUCUUCAAGCCAGGUGAGAGAUUCUCGGAAAUCGUUGGGAGUCCGUAUUACAUGGCACCUGAGGUACUAAAACGGAGCUAUGGACCUGAGAUAGAUAUAUGGAGUGCCGGGGUUAUCCUGUAUAUUCUGUUGUGUGGAGUCCCCCCUUUCUGGGCCGAGUCGGAACAAGGAGUUGCCCAGGCCAUUCUGCGGGGGAUAAUUGAUUUUAAGAGGGAUCCAUGGCCAAACAUUUCGGAGAGUGCUAAGAGUCUAGUCAGACAAAUGUUAGAGCCUGACCCUAAGCGUCGGUUGACUGCAAAAGAAGUGCUUGAGCAUUCAUGGCUUGUGAAUGCUAAGAAAGCUCCAAAUGUCCCUCUCGGAGAUGUUGUGAAGUCGAGGUUGAAGCAAUUUUCCGUGAUGAACAGAUUCAAGAGAAAAGCGUUGAGGGUUAUUGCUGAGUUCUUGUCUGGCGAAGAAAUAGAAGACAUUAAAGAAAUGUUCAAGAAGAUGGAUACUGAUAAUGACGGUAUUGUUUCUAUCGAGGAGUUGAAAGCUGGGCUUCGAGACUUUGGUUCCCAGCUAGCAGAAUCAGAAGUUCAGAUGCUUAUUGAAGCGGUGGAUACUAAGGGGAAAGGAACAUUGGACUAUGGGGAGUUCAUUGCGGUAUCUCUCCACCUACAAAGAAUGGCAAACGAUGAGCAUCUCCGCAAAGCAUUCUCUUACUUUGACAAGGAUGGCGACGGUUAUAUUCUUCCCAACGAGCUUCGAGAGACACUGAAGGAAGAUGGAGGAGACGAUUGUGUUGAUGUGGCCAAUGAUAUAUUCCAAGAAGUCGACACAGACAAGGAUGGACGGAUAAGCUAUGAAGAAUUCUCGGCGAUGAUGAAAACAGGAACAGAUUGGAGAAAGGCUUCACGUCAUUACUCAAGAGGGAGAUUCAACAGCCUUAGCCUGAAGCUAAUGAAGGACGGAUCGCUGAACCUCGGAAACGAAUAGCGAAAGCGUUUAGGGUUUGUAGGGUUUCUCCGUCACACCACGACGUCAGUCCAAUGUCCGGAAAGUGUUAUCAUCAACAAGAAGGUAUGAUGAUUUGGACUUGCGAUUUGAUAUCUCAUAUUUUCUACAUCUUUGGUGAAUCUUGAUGCCGGUUUCAUUUGAUUUGUGAGCUGAGCUCUUGUCUCUGUGUAUUCCAUUGGAUAGUAAACUGUUUGUAAGAUUCUGAAAUGUGUUAGAAGGCGAGAAGGAUAAUCUCUGUAGAAAACACACCAUUUGUGAUUUUGCUAUGAUGUUGUAUUACAAUGGUCACUCCAAACUCUCUGUCACAAUGAUGAUUACAUGUCU